AUGCCGUCCUUGCAAUCCAUGAUAUUUCUAUGGACUCUAUCACAGAGUCAACUCUACUCGAAUGCCUUUGAAUUGAGAACAGGAAUAAAAGAGUCACCUUUUGCUCAAACAAGCUUGCCCACCAACGAGGGUUCUUGUACUGAUAGUAGGAACAGACGAAAGUUCUUGGAGUGUGCAGGUCUAACACUGUUUGGAGCUGCUUUUGCGCCUACCAGCUGUAGAGCUAUGACAUCUUAUUCAGCAAAUGCAAGAAAUUUUGAUCGGAUGAAUUCUGGAGAUUUUUCUGGUGGAAGUCUCUACGACAACAACCCAAAGAGUGAAGCCGGAAAAAAAAGACGUGCUAUGGUUGGGUGCAAAACCGAAGCUUCGAGGCGGGAAGGUUCUCAGCAGCUGAACCAGCCCCCACUGUCUGAGCAGCAGUGCAAUAAACUAGUGAUGGGAGGAGAGACCGAAUUCAUGCUCCAGGCACUAAGGAAGCUAGACUGUCCGACUUGUCCAUACGGCAUAGGUGCUGCGCCGAACUGA
Molecule: messenger RNA, 525 nt
Organism: Cylindrotheca closterium
Lineage: Eukaryota; Bacillariophyta; Bacillariophyceae; Bacillariales; Bacillariaceae
Source: the annotation of a GenBank genome assembly